AACAAGCACUAGAGGAAAUAACGAUAAGUAGUGCCUUUGCAUUUACAUUGAGAAAAGUAUUCGCUAUUCAAAGUUUUGUUUUUUGGUUUUAUUGAAGUUGGGUGCACUAAAGUGGGUUUAUAGCCAUGAGUUCAGCUGCCUUUCUUCAAAAUGUUACUUCUUCUGACUGCAGAUCUAUGAAGAUCCCUGUGGAGCAUAUGGAAUAUGAUUAUAUUGAUAAAUGCAAGGAUGCCAAAUACUUGGAGAAAAUCCUUAUAUUACUCAGGUCUGGCAAGGAGGGCAUUUAUCCUCAUCUAAUUGAGUUCUGUGAAAGUCGACUAGAGAAAAUGAACCCUCGGAGCCGAGCUCUUAGGAAGGAAAAUCCUGUGACCACAUCCUCCAGCCUCCCAGCAGAUGAAUGGAGCCUUAUUGCCGAUGAGUUGAGGAUUUGGCAAGAUGAAACCAAGGUGACAGAGACUUCCCUUAAAAAACAUUUAAUGUUUGAGGAUGUUAUGGAUCAAAACAUGCCACCUAUAAGAGGGUCCAAUUGCUCGGUUCCACUCAGCAGAAACAUUCCUCAUAAACAAAACCGUGUACAGCCACGAGAUUAUCGAGAAUGGGACAAGUUUGAUGUGGAGAAAGAAUGUCAGAAAAUUGAUGGUGAUGUCAUAAACGAACCGCCUCCUAUUAGCGACGCACAUCCUACGACUAAAGUGGAUCCUUUAUUGCUGACAGCAGAAAUGAAACAUCUUCUGGCAGAGCGUGAAAAAGACAAAGGAAAUGAAGCUUUUAGGGCAAAUGAUUACGAGGAGGCAGUUGCGUACUACUCCAGGAGCAUAGCCAUCAUGCCCUCGGUGGCUGCAUACAAUAACAGAGCCCAAGCGGGGAUCAAACUCAAGCAAUUUCAAAAGGCCAUGAACGACUGCAACAGUGUAUUGGAUCUAGAACCCUGCAACGUGAAAGCUUUAUUACGACGUGCCGCUGUGCACAAAGAAAUGGGUAACUUCCAAAUGGCUGUUGAAGACCUGACAGUGGUGCUGAGAGAAGAGCCACAAAAUGUUGCAGCCACUCAACUUCUGGCUGAAACUACAAAGAAGGUGAAAGAGGUGCGACACGGAAAAGAGAGAAAAGGCAAAAAAAUAAUCAUCCAAGAGGAGCAGGAGGAGGAUUUCCAAGAGACAAUAUUGGAGCAGACUCGUGAUUGUCCGGUUGAACCCAGCCAGAUUGUGGGAGGGGACGGCUGCUCAGCUGCUCCUGCGGAGAGGGGAGACAUGGGUAACGCGCAAAAGAGGCCCCAUGGCAAAGGGGACGGGGCCCCACACAACGAGUCUUCGCACUCCCAUCACGGACACUGGAAAGGCAAAUGUGGCAGCUCAGACAAGUACAAAGUCCCACAAGAAAGCAAGGAAAAGGCAGCUAAUGGAGCAGUCAAGAGGGGCUCAGUGUCCCCCCAGGCUGAUCAGGCCGGCAGCAGCAGCAGCAAGAAAGCUCCAGCAGCUCCAAAUGUUGGCGAACCUGUCAAUCUCGAUGUGCUGUGUGGAGCCCUCCCCUUGUCUCUAUCCCGCUUAAAGAAUGAAGGAAACCUGCUGUUUAAGAAUGGACAGUUUGGCGAAGCGCUGGAAAAAUACUCCCAAGCCAUUCAAGGAUAUAGUGAAGAAGGUAUUGAUAGUCCAGAUGACCUGUGUAUUCUGUACUCGAACAGAGCAGCUUGUUACCUGAAAGAUGGCAACAGUCAAGAAUGCAUACAGGACUGCACACAAGCUCUGGAGCUACAGCCUUACUCCCUCAAGCCCCUCCUGCGGCGGGCCAUGGCUUAUGAGUCCCUGGAGCGCUACCGUAAGGCCUACGUGGAUUACAAGACGGUUCUCCAGAUAGACGUCAGCGUGCAGGCAGCACAUGACAGUGUCAAUAGGAUCACCCGCUUGCUGAUUGAGGAGGACGGUGCGGACUGGCGAGAGAAACUCCCAGAUAUUCCUUUGGUUCCUCUUGGGGCACAGCAGCACCGCAGAGAGGAGCCGCCCAGCUCCGAAGUCCUCCAGGCUCGGGCCGAGAAGGCUGCCAAAGAUGCAGAAAGGAAAGCAGAAGUUCAUUUUGCAGAUAUGAAGCAAGCUGGGAACGAGUUUGUGAAAAGGGGCCAAUACCAAGAAGCCCUGGGAAAGUAUUCGGACUGCCUUAAGAUAAAGUCAGAGGAAUGUACUAUCUACACCAACAGAGCUCUGUGCUACUUGAAGCUUGAAAGAUUUUCUGAGGCCAAGCAAGACUGUGACGCCGCACUCCAACUGGAGCCAAGCAAUAAGAAGGCUUUCUACAGACGAGCAAUGGCCAAUAAAGGGCUAAAGGACUACCUGGCAUGCAGCACAGACCUCCAGGAGGUGCUACAUCGGGAUCCCAAUGUGCAGGAGGCAGAGAAGGAGUUGGAGGAGGUGACAAUUUUGCUCAAGCAAAGUCUCAUCGAUGCGUCACCAACUAAAUCUCGGAAGGUCAUCCCCAUCACAGAGGUGGAUGGGGAUCAGGAAGCAUCAACUGUAGCAAACUCUCAGUCUGACAGCUGUUUCGGGGAAGACUUGAGCAGAAAAUUCCAACCCAGCAACGCGUACGAGUUUGGCCAAGCAUUAAACAACGCCUGCAGUAGUGGCAACAUGGCGGCGUGCGCCGACAUGUUGGCUUCAACAGAUCCAGAGCUACUUCCGCAGUUUUUGAGCACUCAGCUCAAUGGGCAGACCAUCAGCUUCAUUGUCAAAGUGCUAGACUCUCACCUUCUGGAAAAGGACCCCAACCUAGUUUACAAACACCUCAAUCAUCUUCAUACUACUGACAGGUUCUCGGUCGCACUGAUGCUGCUGGAGAAGGACGAGCGGCGCCUCGUGAACCAAUUGUUUGAGCACCUGUCAUGUGUGGAAGGCACAGAGUUCACUAAGAAUGAUGUUCAGAACCUGGCCAACAAAUACAUCUGAGCCAUCUGCAUCCUCCCUGCCUGGCCUGAACUGCAUGAGCUGCUGCUGCUGCUGCUGCUGCAUUACCACAACUCUUGGAUCUAUGCAAAACUCCCCAAAAGAUGCGGGAUACUGCAGAAUGUGUUCCAGAGUAAACACAUUCAGUCAAACUGUUCUGUAAAUAAUCUGAGAUUAUCCAGUAUGUUUAAAGAGUGUGUAAGGAAUAUCUAUUUUCUUUGAAGAUAAUUUUGCUAUGGAGAAUUACUUUUUUUACCAGUCUAAUGGAUUCUGUACAAAGGACCUUGAUUGUACUGGAAAAUCGGGCUCAAAAUGAGCCACAUUUUCACAGUGACGUACAGUAGCCCAGUGCUUGUGGUCCUUGCACUCUCUGUCCUUUCAUGUCAGAUGGUUGAUGAAUGAGCUGCUGUCCAAGCUGCUGAUAUUCAGUGCAUGAUGACUUUCAUUUCAGGGAAUUUUAAGCUAUUUAAGACUUUCCUUGCCUUUGGGAAAGAUCAUACUAAUAGGAUAUACUGUAUUAUUAUGGAAGAUACAGGUUGGCAUGAUAGAACUGUUUAGCCACUAACAGCAACACCACCUGUGGAAAAUACAACUCAAAACUUUAAAUCAUGAUUAUGUUGUUGGUCUGUUUUUUUCAGUAGCUUUUGAUAGUAUAGUGCUUAAAAUAAGGUAACUCCCUAGUUCGCUUCAGUGUAAUUUUGCCAUUUCGGUUUGUAAUCAUGGACAAAAAUGAAUGAGGCAAAUCCUAAUUUAUUUAUUAGAAAACAGAGCUGGCACUAUGAGGUGAUGAUCUAAAAAAUGAGAGAAAAUUGACUAUUAAUGCAAAUAAGAUCAUGGUGAUGAAUGAUUUCAAAUGAUAGAAGAAAGUUGCAACAAUAAAAAUAUGUAUUGUAAUAUUGCUGUUAUCAGCCCCAUAAAUCUAAAUCCUCUCAUGAUGUUUCUGUUCAAACUGGCCCCUUGCAAUGAGCAGGGAAGAGUGGAGAAUACUUCCCCAGAUGCGUGCUUUAUUCUGCCAAUUUAAGAUGUAUUUUUUUGGAAAGCCCUCAGACAAGUCGUGCAUGGGGGGUUUAUUGGUUUAGUUAAAGGCAAUAACUACAUAGAGCACCUGUUGGAGUCUGGUUGAAGAUACAUCCAGCGAAGAGGAGGGUGGGGUUGGGGGAACAAACAAACAUUUGGUUAAAUUAACGAAAAUAAGUCUCGAAUCAUUCCGAAAUUCAAAUAUUUCCGGCCAUUUCAAAUCAAACUUAUGGAAAAUGUAGAAAUACUGUAUAUAAAUAAAAAAACGAUAUUUUGAAAGUAAAAUUGACAUUGUCAAGUGUUUUGAAUGAGUGGAACAUUUUGAUGUUUGAAGGCUUUGAAUCUGUUGACUAAGUUAAGUGUGGAAUAAUAAAGCUGAAAAAUUUUGGAAGAACAGAUUUACUCUGAAAACAUCAAACAUUCUCCACCUUGGAUUUUGAUAUGCAUUUACAUGUACGUAAUAAAGCAAAUGAAAAACCACUCUCCGCAAUUCUAUCUGGCACUAGUGGUGUGUCUAAGUCAGAACCAAUCUUGGGGAUAAAGUGAGAAAAAUGUUGAGAGUUGCGACAUGCAGCUUUAUUCAACUGAAAAAGAAAAAAAAGAAUUCGGUAACAUUUCCGGGUCAAAAUCCAAUUCAAACUGCCUGUAGCCACCUAAAUGAUACCAGCCACUGAUCAGAAGCUCAACUGAAACAGCUGUGUACAAAAAAAGAA
Messenger RNA from Syngnathus acus (greater pipefish), 4660 nucleotides. RefSeq names its product sperm-associated antigen 1-like. Bases 126 to 2933 code for a protein of 935 amino acids. The transcript is spliced from 18 exons. Gene Ontology annotation, molecular function: heat shock protein binding. NCBI's taxonomy places the organism in Eukaryota, Metazoa, Chordata, Actinopteri, Syngnathiformes, Syngnathidae. Gene Ontology annotation, cellular component: mitochondrion; cytosol. The record is from RefSeq and is a predicted model, not a curated record.